ACCACCACCACCAGCCAAGCAAGCGGUAUCUCCUGCUGCUGCUGCUGCUGCCGCCGCCCGCUGCCAUGGGUUUCCCCACCCCCUUCCUCAAGCUGAAGCCCAAGCCUCCGAUCGGAGGAUGUUCGCGGCCGAGGCCGAGCUCCACGGCGGCCGCUAAGCGUAGGCUCACGCGCCUGCGCUGCGCCCUCAACUCUGACAAUAAUGUGCCUCCCAUGACCGUUUCCAUCACCGGAGCCACAGGUUUCAUUGGGCGCAGAUUGGUUCAGAAGCUUCUAUCGGAUGAUCACAAGGUUUGCGUCUUAACAAGGUCUGCCACCAAGGCUAAAUCAGUCUUUCCUGCUUCCACGUACCCCGGAGUCACAAUAGCCGAUCAAGGAGAGUGGGAGGCAUGCGUCAGAGGCUCCUCUGCUGUUGUCAACUUGGCUGGCAUGCCCAUAAGCACAAGAUGGUCACCGGAGAUUAAACAGGAAAUUAAACGGAGCCGGGUCAAUGUUACAUCAAAGGUGGUGAAAUACAUAAACCAUGCUGGAAAUGCUGACGCUCAACCCUCAGUGUUUGUGAGUGCGACAGCCAUUGGAUACUACGGUACAAGCGAAAUCCAUAGCUUCGAUGAAUCAAGUCCAUCGGGCAAUGACUACCUAGCAGAGGUGUGCAGAGAAUGGGAGGCCACAGCACGUCAAGUAAACCAGGAGAAUGUUAGGCUUGUGCUUCUCCGGAUUGGGGUUGUUCUUGGCAAGGAUGGUGGCGCUCUAGCAAAGAUGAUCCCCCUUUUCAUGAUGUUUGCCGGCGGUCCUCUUGGGACAGGACGUCAAUGGUUCUCUUGGAUUCAUCUGGACGACCUGGUGAACCUCAUCUACGAAUCUUUAACUAACCCUGCGUACAAAGGUAUAAUCAACGGAACCGCACCCAAUCCUGUGCGCUUGUCGGAGCUGUGCGAACGGCUGGGGCGAAUCGUCGGGCGGCCCUCCUGGUUGCCUGUGCCGGAAUUCGCGCUCAAAGCGGUGCUUGGGGAAGGUGCUUCUGUGGUGUUGGAAGGACAAAAGGUUGUUCCUGUGAAGGCCAAGGAUCUGGGCUUCUCCUACAGGUACCCCUAUGUUGAAGACGCGCUCAAGGCCAUUGCGCAAGACUUGUAGAUUGCCAAUGACCAACAACUCUUCUCACUACACGAAAUUAAAGUAGGACCUUUGUCACCACAUGCGUGCAUAUACUGUGCAGAUAUACCUCAUCAAUUCGAGAAUGGACAUAUCAAUUCUAGUAAGUCGACUACAUUGUUGUUUUAUCAAUUCUAGUAAGUCGACUGCAUUGUUGUUGGAAACCAUUCAGGCUACUGUAACCAUUCUAGCGUGUUGGAUGGGCUGGUCACAGAAUAAGCUAUAUUCUAUGGCCGACCAUAGAGGAUACUCUCUGUACAUUGCGUGGUCGGUGGUAAAAGGGGCCAAUGUUGAAAAAGCUAAA
Setaria italica (foxtail millet) is the source of this 1455-nucleotide messenger RNA. Its product is annotated as epimerase family protein SDR39U1 homolog, chloroplastic. Bases 66 to 1133 code for a protein of 355 amino acids. The record is from RefSeq and is a predicted model, not a curated record. Lineage: Eukaryota; Viridiplantae; Streptophyta; Magnoliopsida; Poales; Poaceae. The transcript is spliced from 12 exons.